This is a messenger RNA of Vollenhovia emeryi, 1769 nucleotides long. Its product is annotated as probable enoyl-CoA hydratase, mitochondrial. Lineage: Eukaryota; Metazoa; Arthropoda; Insecta; Hymenoptera; Formicidae. The record is from RefSeq and is a predicted model, not a curated record. The transcript has 5 exons. The coding region runs from base 363 to 1295 and encodes 310 amino acids.
UAAACCCUACGGCGUGGCCCUGUCAGGCUUCUCUCUGGUUUUGCUAUAUUUCAUCGAAACCAAUAAAAAUGAAGGACAUUUCUGUCCAGACUCUUACCACAGGUUACUUACCAUCUAGUUGACACUGCGCAUCCGUCAGAUGUUUCACCUUGCAUCUUGUAUCACCACCGGUCUCACGCAGCGCCGGCAGCACAAGUAGGACUCGUAUUCAAACGCGAAUUUAAUUUUGCCGCAAGAAAGAAGAAAAAAAAGGAGGAAGAAAAGGAAGAAGAAGCCGUUACCGUAUUUCUAAGAGCUGCAUUGUAGCUGUUCACAUCCUCGAAGGCAUUGAACGUCCACGGAAGAUAUUUACAGCGCGAGGGAUGCAUUCUCUAAGGAGAUUGUCCACUUCGUUUAGUUGUACAUUGAGAAACAACUUGCGACGGACCCUAACCUCCCAGCCUGCUACGAACGCGAGUGUCGACAAAGAAAAAACGAUAUUGGUGAAGCAGACUGGUAAGGUGACUACGAUCGGUAUCAACCGACCAGAAAAGAGAAACUGCCUAGACGUGGCGACCGCGCAUCUGCUGUCGGAGGCGCUGGACGAAUUCGAGAACAACGAGGAGUCGUUGGUUGGAGUGCUGUACGGGGUGGGAGGUAAUUUCUGUGCCGGUUACGAUCUCAAAGAGAUCGCGGACUACAAUGGCGAAAACGAGGAUAGCAUACCACAUUUUGGACCACUGGCGAACAGAACUGAAUUGUCCAAGAAGCCGUUGGUCGCAGCUUUGAGCGGGUAUGCGGUCGGAAUAGGAUUCGAGCUUGCUCUGAUGUGCGACUUGAGGGUCAUGGAGGAUACGGCAACGGUGGGCUUCUUAAAUCGACGUUUCGGCAUUCCAAUUUUAUGUGGGGGCACUGUUCGUCUACCUGCCAUAAUUGGAUACUCCAGAGCUAUGGAUCUGAUACUAACAGGAAGGGCAGUUACGGCACAGGAAGCGUUCAAUUGGGGAAUCGCGCAAAGAUACACCAGUUGUGGUUCGGCUCUGGGUACAGCGAUGAACUUGGCGACCUCUCUUGUAAAAUUCCCACAGAAGAGCUUGCUGGCGGAUCGCACUUCGGCAUAUUUUGCCAUGUUCUCGCCAAAAAAUAUGGAGGAGGCGUUGCUAUUUGAGAAGGAUAACUCUUCGCACUUGAUAUUUGAAGAAGGUGUUCCAGGCGCCAAGAAAUUCAUCGAACGUGGAAUCGGAAGGCACGGGAAGUUUUAUGAUAUCACGGCGAAGGAUAACAGCAUUCGAGAAUUAGAUGAAAAUUUACUAUAAGAACUAACACAUAGAUAUAUAUGUAUAUAUAAUGUACGCAAUGUUCUUUUAGUACAACUUUAAAAUAAGCAACUAUAUUUCUUAAUUUUCAUAAUAUAUUUCUGUCAGUGCGACAUAUUGUAUAUAUUAAAAAUGUCAUUUAAUAUAUCAAGUGUGUCUAUUGUGGAUUUAUUUUAUGGAUUCGUACAUAUUUUACACUACAGCUGUAAUUGUAAAGUAAUAUUCUUUAUUUAUUAUGCGUUAUUCUUUUUGAGCGCAGACUUAAUAGUUUUUCGCAAUGGUCUUUGGAUCUUGGAUAGCAUGUCGCAAUAUUUUUUGGCUGCCUUGGUAGUAAGAAGCGGUGUAAGAUUUGUCAUUUGCCCGCUCUCAUCCCCUGAAAAAGAUUUUCUGUAAUUCUAAUUUAUUAAAUAAUUGUCACGUCAUUAUUUACGUUCAAAGGUGACAAUAAAGUAUGCUAUAUCUGAUUGAAGAAUA